Messenger RNA from Cadophora gregata, 852 nucleotides. RefSeq lists its product as uncharacterized. The record is from RefSeq and is a predicted model, not a curated record. The coding region runs from base 82 to 798 and encodes 238 amino acids. The transcript is spliced from 4 exons. Lineage: Eukaryota; Fungi; Ascomycota; Leotiomycetes; Helotiales; Ploettnerulaceae.
CUAACAGACGCGGUAGUACCACUGUUACUGCAACACAUAAAUAUCACAUAGGAGAGCAAUUUGAGGGAAAGAGCAUUUUCGAUGUUUGUUUCCAAGACACUCAAACAUACAGCAAGACCAAUCCUUUUCAACCCAUCCGUUCUCAUAUCGCGCAAAAUGGCACAAGCAUCUCAGCCGGGAGAGAAUUUCGAGGUUCGACAAACGUCUGCAACCGAGGACUGGCAUCCAGAUCAAUCUAAGUCCCUUCCUUUGGACAAACCCAGACAGGCACUUGUCGAUGACAUUAUUGCUCUCUACAGUUGUGAACCAACAAUUGAAAGAGUCAAGAGAUACACCCCAGACUGUAUUUAUGAUGACCAGUUUGUGUACGCCAAUGACCGAUACAAAAUGGCUGGGCAAUGGUUCGCACUUCCAAAACUGUUCAAAGCCUCCAAAAAUGAAGGUUACGAAAUUGUUCGCAGUGACGACGAGGUCAUUCAAUUCAAAAAUGAACAGUCUUGGACUUUCAAAAUUAUUCCCAAGACAGCGACUAUCAACGCUUUGGUGACGCUCUCGUUGGAUCCAGAGACUGUCCAUAGUGACUUCAUCCGGGUCAAGUACCACAAAGACCAGGCAAAUGACAAAGAUUAUUCUCAUGAAGGACUUGGCUUUACUUUCAAGAAGUGGCAGGCUGAUCAGGUAGCGAAGCAUAUGGAUAGUAAAGACGUCGAGGCUUUCGAGGCCGACAAAACUGCAGGUAAGGAGCAUGUGAGAAAGUAUGGCGAUGGGAAGGGAGAUGCUCCGGAGAAGAACUUGUAAAAAUAAAUGCGCCUAAAGAACGACUCCAUGGCUUGAAUCUACUAAAGGCGUGAG